UUCAUUCUAAUCCCUCUUUCUUUCUUUGCCCCUCCCCAAUUUCUCAGAUAUUCGGGAUUUUAAUACUCUCAAGCUCUUAUCCAUCAAAUGACGAUUGGUUCAGGAGGAUCCAGCGUCGUCGUCCCUCGCAACUUCAGAUUGCUGGAGGAACUUGAACGUGGGGAGAAGGGUAUUGGAGAUGGUACUGUGAGUUAUGGAAUGGAUGAUGGAGAUGACAUAUACAUGCGGUCUUGGACAGGAACCAUAAUUGGUCCACACAAUUCUGUACAUGAAGGUCGCAUUUAUCAACUGAAGCUUUUUUGUGAUAAAGAUUAUCCGGAGAAGCCUCCUAGUGUACGGUUCCAUUCACGCAUCAACAUGACUUGUGUGAAUCAUGAGACUGGAGUGGUUGAAGCAAAGAAGUUUGGGAUGCUGGCAAAUUGGCAGCGGGAGUUCACAAUGGAAGACAUAUUGACGCAGCUGAAGAAAGAAAUGGCAGCCCCCCACAACCGAAAGCUUGUCCAACCUCCAGAAGGUACCUAUUUCUAGUUGGGAUGACACCCUGAAGAUAACUAUUCCGACUUGUGGAAGAUGAAAAUGGCAUAGGCUGAAUCUCUCAUAUGCCAGUACAUAGUUUCAAACAAUGUGUUUGAUCCAGUGAAAAUUUUAAAGGAAAAAGACUGAUGAUUGCCCCUCUCUCUAUGCUGCAUUGCUGUCUCUUGGAUCUUUGUUCUGUUACAAGACUCUUUUGAGUGGGAUUUUGUGUUGUGUGCUUAUUGCAAAUGGAUCUAAAUCAGAGAUAAAAUGGUAAGCUUUGUUAGAUAUUUGUUUCCAAGCUUUUCUGUUUUCUUCCUUAUUGGUGGUUAGAUCCAUGGUGCAAAUUAUUAAAUUGACUGAAUAAUUUUUGGCACCAGAGUUUAAACACUAACACUAUCUUCCAACAUUGACAAGCAUUCCUUGCAAGCUGUUUGGUAAUUGUAUGAUCAGAUAGUUAAAAAUUAGUUAUCUCUUCA
Molecule: messenger RNA, 992 nt
Organism: Vitis riparia (riverbank grape)
Lineage: Eukaryota; Viridiplantae; Streptophyta; Magnoliopsida; Vitales; Vitaceae
Product: ubiquitin-conjugating enzyme E2 variant 1C-like
Exons: 4
Coding region: 88-528 (146 amino acids)
Biological process (GO): protein K63-linked ubiquitination; DNA damage tolerance
Cellular component (GO): nucleus
Source: RefSeq, a predicted model, not a curated record